AUGUCCUCGAUUUCGGCAGGCUGCGACCACACCAGCUCGUGCGGCGAAGGAACUUCCGGCUCCGAGGAACAGCCCCUUGCCAAAGAGCUUCAGACAAGUGUCAACAUUAUAGAAAUCAAGGGCGAAUUCAUUGAUGGAGGUGUAACGGGACUUGUCGAACGUCUUGGGUCUGGAGAUGUCAUCAAAUCUCCGUGGACAGGUCGUCCAGAAGCAUUAGACUGCAGAAGAGAGAUGGCGAUCGAGGCACUGGUAUACCAAAGGCUCGGUACACACCCCCGACUGGUGCGGAUGAAACACUGGGAUCCUGUCGACCACACAUUGACGCUAGAAUACAUGGCCCACGGCAAUCUCAAAAAUUACAUUCGGAAACACGGACAGAAGAUAUCACCAGCCCAGAGGACACAAUGGGUCAUGGAGGCCGCUGAAAGUCUUGAGCUUCUACACUCCCAUGGUGUCAUUCAAAGUGAUGUUGGGCCGCGCAACUUCUUGCUGGAUAUUGAUCUUAGUCUAAAGAUCUGCGAUUUCGGCGGGUCUUCCUUGGACGGCUCGGAGGCUACGGUUGCACCUGGGGUGAGAUACAGGCUACCGGGCCUGGCUGAGAGACACAUCCAACAGGCGACGAUCAAAGAGGACCUUUUCGGUUUGGGCUCGACGAUCUACUUUAUUGUCAACGGCUAUGAGCCUUAUGAUGACCUGGAGGAUGAAGAUCAGGUCGAGAGACUUUAUAUGGGUGGAGUGUUUCCGGAACUGGGCGGCGUACCUUUCGCAGAUAUUAUCAAGCUAUGCUGGCAACAGGAAGCUGAAUCGGCCAAGAUGAUCAUCGAACUCAUCAGAGGCCUGUCGGCUGAGGAAUGCAGUAGAGACAAUCCCAAGUAG
Messenger RNA from Thyridium curvatum, 876 nucleotides. RefSeq lists its product as uncharacterized. Gene Ontology annotation, molecular function: protein kinase activity; ATP binding. The transcript has 2 exons. The record is from RefSeq and is a predicted model, not a curated record. Gene Ontology annotation, biological process: protein phosphorylation. Bases 1 to 876 code for a protein of 291 amino acids. NCBI's taxonomy places the organism in Eukaryota, Fungi, Ascomycota, Sordariomycetes, Thyridiales, Thyridiaceae.